AUGCGUGCAUUGGAGACCGAGGUGUCGCGACUACGAGAAGCCUAUACGACCGAGAUCGCCGAUGUCACCGCCGCACUCCAGCAACACAAGACCAUGGUGCAUACGAUGCGCGAGGAAAAUGAGAUUUUGAAGGAGAUCCUCGGCGCCCACGGAAUCCAUUACGAAGCCGAGUUCGAGCGCCGCCGAGCGGAGCGCCCUCCCAUGACUGGCUACCAGUCUAGCCCCGUUACGGCGAGCACCACCGGCUCGCAUACUGCCGGUAUCACGCAAAACGGUAGCCAUCAAAAUACAACUCCGCCCACGACGAUCUCUACUGGUUUGAGCCCUCGUGCCAAUGGCGGGGUCGAGCGCCUUGAUGUUUCGCCGGGCAUGCCAUAUGCGCCGCAGCAGCAGGUGUACCAGAUCAGUCCCGGUGAACAGUCUGUGGGCCUAGAUCUCUCGGCGUCGGCAUGCCCGGAGCCUCCCGUGCCUGCUCUUCGCGGCGUCUUCGAGACUGACCCGCAGCUGCAGGUUGAUUUUAUCCUCACGUAUGUUCUUUUACCCCAAGCGCUGAAUUGCUGGCUGACCUUGUUGAAUGCACACAGACUGGAAAGUCCCUGCCGCGAACACACCGACUAUCUGUGCCGACGGUCCAUUACUGAAGCCGACGACGAAGACAUGCCGUUUUCAGGCCACGCCCUGAUGGCCACCUGCCCUCCACCGAGCUACAUUGCCAACACCACCGCGGAAACCCCGUAUCCACACAAGACGUACGACCUCCCACUCGCAAACCUCGGCACCCUCCUCAACCUCAGCCGCCAGCUCGUCACAGACGGCCAGAUCACCCCGAUCAUGGCGCUGCAAUGCCUCAAGAACCACGAGCUGUACUCCACCCUGAGUCGCGAGGAUGUCAAGAUUAUCAUUGAGACCCUCAAUACUAAAGUCCGCUGCUACGGCUUCGGCGCUGUCGUCGAGGACUUCGAGCUCAUGGAUUGCCUGAGCAGUGUGGUAGGCACCAAGGUCGACGUGGGGGUGUCAGGCGCUCACGACGACUCCAUGUAUGCCUGA
Penicillium riverlandense is the source of this 1047-nucleotide messenger RNA. RefSeq names its product protein flbB (gene flbB). Gene Ontology annotation, molecular function: DNA-binding transcription activator activity, RNA polymerase II-specific; transcription cis-regulatory region binding. The record is from RefSeq and is a predicted model, not a curated record. The transcript has a single exon. Lineage: Eukaryota; Fungi; Ascomycota; Eurotiomycetes; Eurotiales; Aspergillaceae. Gene Ontology annotation, cellular component: RNA polymerase II transcription regulator complex. Bases 1 to 1047 code for a protein of 348 amino acids.